Scomber japonicus (chub mackerel) is the source of this 1185-nucleotide messenger RNA. RefSeq names its product arrestin 3a, retinal (X-arrestin) (gene arr3a). NCBI's taxonomy places the organism in Eukaryota, Metazoa, Chordata, Actinopteri, Scombriformes, Scombridae. The record is from RefSeq and is a predicted model, not a curated record. The coding region runs from base 1 to 1185 and encodes 394 amino acids. The transcript has 15 exons. Gene Ontology annotation, biological process: signal transduction; G protein-coupled receptor internalization; visual perception. Gene Ontology annotation, molecular function: G protein-coupled receptor binding.
AUGCUGAAAAUCGGCUACUUGCGGUUCCCUCACCUGGGCCAGCCUCUCAAUCUGGGUGUGAUAAGGGUUUACAAGAAGACCAGCGGAAAUGGAGGGCUCACCCUCUACCUGGGCAAGAGAGACUAUGUGGACCACAUGGACUCAGUGGACCGAGUCGAUGGUGUUGUAAAGCUGGACCCAAAAGAUUUUGGAGACAGAAAAGUAUUUGUGCAGCUGGCAUGUGCCUUCCGUUACGGUAGCGAUGACCUGGAUGUGAUGGGCCUGAGCUUCAGGAAGGACAUUUGGAUCCAGCAUGUGCAGAUCUACCCUGAAAGCCACAAGCCCACCCAGUCCGAAAUGCAUGAGACCCUGCUGAAGAAGGCUGGAGACAACACAUACCCUUUCAGUUUUGAAAUUCCCAACAACCUGCCAUGUUCAGUCUCUCUGCAGCCUGGACCUGAUGACAAGGGGAAGUCUUGUGGUGUCGACUUUGAGGUCAAAACUUUUCUUGCCAAAGAAAAGUGCAACGUUGAUGAGAAGAUUGAAAAGAAAGACACUGCUCGCCUUAUCAUUCGUAAAAUCCAGUAUGCCCCCUCUCAGGUGGGCGCUGGGCCCAAAGCCGAUAUCUGCAAAAGCUUCAUGAUGUCCGACAAGCCUGUUCAUCUGGAAGCUGUAAUGGAGAAAGAUAUCUAUUUCCAUGGCGAUGCAAUCCCACUCAAAAUCAAAAUCAACAAUGAGACCAACAAAACAGUAAAGAAAAUCCAAGUCACUGUGGAACAAACCACAGACAUCGUUCUCUACUCAGCAGACAAAUACACCAAAGCUGUUUAUACCCAUGAGUUUGGAGAGACAGUGGAUGCCGGUGCCACCUACGAGAAUACUGUGUCCAUCACCCCCCAGCUGUCUGAAAACAAGGAGAAAAGGGGACUGUCGCUGGACGGGCGACUGAAGGACGAGGACACUAACUUGGCCUCCACCACUAUAGUGCAGCAGGGUGUAGAAAAAGACAUGUUGGGAAUCUUGGUUUCCUACAAGAUUAAGAUUAACCUCAUGGUGGCCGGAGGGGGUCUGCUUGGUGGCCUCACUGCCAGUGACGUCUCAGUGGAGCUGCCAUUGAUACUCAUGCACCCCAAACCCACAGAGGAUGUUUCCCUGGAGGUUGAGAAGAAAGCCACAGAAAGACAGGAAGACAACGAGGGGAUGUGA